GACGCCCAGGCGGCGGUCUGGAUGGGACGCCCCUGCAGGCGGCUCCUAAGGCAGGGAGGAGAAACCGCUCGGUGGCCAAGAAGGCCACUAUCGCUGAGCCGGAAGUACUGUGUGGCGAGCAGUACAUUGAAGUUCACAUUCGCGCCUACUCCUUUGAUAGCCCCGGCUAUCUCGAGCGCUGGAGCUUUCGCUCAAGAAUGGUGGCCGAGUGCGCCUCAUCGCGGAUCAGUCCCAGUGCCUUGAAGCGGCUCGAGAGGCACGGCGCUGCGGUUCGCGUUGCGCAGGGCGGGUCGAUCAAGUCAGCAUAUGCUGACGACAGCCGCGAUGUGCGCAUAGGGAGCAACUUGCGUGGUCUGCGUCACACAAAGUCGAUCUUGUUCGAGGGCCCUGGCGGGCCAGAACUGGUCACCGGCUCUGUGAACUUUACUACUAGCUCUAAGGCUAACGCCGAGCUAGGGCUCAAGGUCAGUCUGCCUGCGGGCAGUCCUGCCGCGCAGACUUGGCCGAGAGCUCCUCUGUUGAGUAGGCGGCAGAGAGAGGACCUCGCGCCCAGCGCUCCAUUCCAAGCACCUCCAAAGCUUCUACAAACCGCUGAGGCGGGCCGGGAGGCCGCCCAGCG
Messenger RNA from Symbiodinium pilosum, 619 nucleotides. NCBI's taxonomy places the organism in Eukaryota, Dinophyceae, Suessiales, Symbiodiniaceae. The record is from the annotation of a GenBank genome assembly.